CAACACUUGACACUACUACACCCACAGCUCCACCAACAACUGCAGUUACCAAUUCAACAACAGUUAAUACAACACCAACAACUGGAACAAUAUUCAGUGUGAUGAUGUCGGUAGAACUAAACAAGACAUUCACACCUACCUUAACUGAUUCAUCAAGUCCUGACUACAAGGAUCUUAAAUCAAGGAUUGAGUCAGUGUUAAGGGAGCAGUAUAAAGGAAUCACAGGGUUUAUCAGUGCUUCUGUAAACAGAUUCAGAGAAGGAAGUGUAAUUACAGACUUUGGUGUUCAGACGACCCAGGUUGAGCCGACUGAAGUGGCUAAAGCUAACACAAAAAUCCUUGUUGCAAUGAGUUCUAUUGCCCCAGUCAUUGGUUCAGUUACUGCAGAUUUUAACAGUCCAAAUCCAAUCAUCUUACCAGAGCUCACGUAUACUGGUACAACCAUGGUGCUGACAUGUGGGCCUCCUGAGAUCAAUGUGGGAAACAUCAAUGUUUCUGUGUGGACAUUAAAUGGAAAAACACUUACAGGUCCAAGGAUUAAAAAAACUAAUUCUGGCAUGGUUCAUAAACUUACAGUUGACAACGUCAUUCUUGCUGAUAUGGGACUUUACAAAUGUACUCUGAUAGGCGAUAUUAUUAAUUUCAACCAACAAGGAGAUACAACAAACAAAAUCAAACAAGCUCCCAUUAUACAACUAAAUAGUGUGGAUAACGUGUAUUGUGAUGGGACAGCAGCACAGAAAAAAACACUUGAGUGUUGCGUGCAGCCCCCCUUUAUGGUCCGUUGGUUUGACUCAACUGGUGAACAGUUAGGUUCCUAUGCUGAAGCUAACUGUGUCAAGUAUGAUUACAUGCUUGGGCCCUGCAGUGAACAACAGAAAAUAAGUUUUGUUUGUAAGGUAGUUGACCCAGAGAAUUAUUCUAAAACAACAGAAAUUAACGUUUUCAAAGACGUUCCAACAUGCAAUGAUAAUCAGUAUGGGCCUGGACGAGUAGGCGACACAAAAAACGCAAGCUGUGGUGCAGGUCAGGCUGGGAGCAGGACUGCGGUCUGUCAGAAAACUGGGUGGACGCUUUCGAAGGACACCUGCAUCAUAACAGCAAUCAACGAAUUGUUCAUUUUUUCAACGAGUUUGGAGAAGGAUGAUGUACAGAACUUUGUGGCGAAUCUAAGUACCACGGUCCAAGAAGAAAAAGACAAAAUAGCAACGUCAUCUGCAACCAUAACAACUAUUGUUGACAUCCUAAACAAGAUUGCAAGUGUUUCCACUGGUGUUGUCAUUCAACCGGUGAUAGAGAAUGUACUUGAAACAGUUGAUGUCAUCAUUGGUAAGGAAUCAAGACAGUCCUGGACAUUUCUGAAUGAAAAUAGAACCCGCAGUGCGAGCUCAGAACUACUUUUUUCAAUGGAGUCCCUGUCUGAAAGGUUGGACGGAAACCUUUCCUUCGAGACUCCACGGAUCUUGCUCAAAAGAACCAUUACGUCUAACAACACCUUUACAGCCGAUCUGAACAACAGCAUUUCCAUAGUGGUUCCAAACAUCCCCAGCAACAGCUUUUUCACCACCAUCACCUUCUCCACCCUUAAUAAUGUUAUGCCAGCACGGAACUCCAGCUUCAACCCCACCGGCAAUGACACUGUCACAGAUAAUGCAAUAAACGCUGCUGUGGUGCUGGCCAAAACAAAUGCAACAGUUAAGAAUGUUACUCUGAGCUUCAACAAGCUUAACAGCUCCCUGUUACUAAACCCACAGUGUGUCUUCUGGAACUUCACCCAGUUCAAUCAGUUGGGGGUUUGGGAUGAUGAUGGUUGUACGUUUGUUUCCGAUAUAAACAACACUGUGACCUGCAGAUGCAACCAUCUCACCUCAUUCUCCAUUCUGAUGGCAACAGACAUCCCUCCAGAACUGAGAGAGAUCUUAGACAUAAUCACUUAUGUUGGAGUUGGGAUAUCUCUGGCAAGCUUAGUAAUAUGUCUCAUUAUUGAAGGAUACGUGUGGAAAGACGUUUCUAGAAAUAGCACGUCCUUCAUGCGCCAUGUUUCCAUCAUUAACACUGCCCUGUCUCUGUUGAUCGCUGACAUCUGUUUCAUCAUCGGGGCCUCUAUUGCCAAAAACCCCCUUGAAAACCCAGGGGAGGACUAUAAGGUUCCACUUGGACCAUGCAGCACAGCAACAUUUUUUAUACACUUUUUCUAUCUUGCUCUGUUUUUUUGGAUGCUUGUGUCGGGCCUUCUGCUUUUUUACCGCACAGUCAUGGUCUUCUCCCAUAUGUCCAAAUCAACCAUGUUGGCCAUUGGCUUCUUACUAGGCUACGGGUGCCCUCUGCUUAUAGCUGUUAUUACUGUUGCUGUCACAGCACCAGGGAAUGGAUACAUCAGGACAGACAAUGCUUGCUGGCUCAACUGGAUCCAGACACGUGCCCUGCUGGCCUUGGCCAUACCUGCCUUGACUAUAAUUUUCAUCAACAUUAUAAUUGUGAUCGUGGUAUUAUUCAAAAUGCUGAGAAGAGGUGUAGGAGACACCGCCCAAAGAGAUGAAAAGCAAACGCUGGUGGUCAUUGUCAGGUGUUUAGCCAUUUUGACUCCUUUAUUUGGACUGACCUGGGCGUUGGGAGUGGGAACCAUGAUAUCAUCAACCAAUAAGGGAAUCCACAUUGCUUUUGCAUUCUUCAAUUCACUACAGGGUUUCUUCAUUUUAGUGUUUGGGACACUAUUCGAUUCAAAGAUCCGUUCUAUCCUCUCAAGACAAUUACCCACACCAAGCACCGGCUCAAAUACAACAAGAAGUACAAGUGGAGGUAUUUCUUCUCUCAGUGGCCUAACGUGGAUCAAUCGACUGCGUAGAAGAAGACAUGUCUAUCGUGUGUCAGAAGUUGCAAACUCAAGAAGCACUGGUGCAUCGGAGUCCUUCGUCAAUAUCUGAAUUCCCAAAUAAGACUGUACCCAUAACAUUUAUUUAAUAACUGAUUCAAAAGAUCUGGCAGUUAUCGUAAGAUUUCAGUAAAAAAUCUGAAAGAAAAAAAAUUAAAAAGCUUACUGGGAUGAUAUUGUAAAAGCUACUAUAUUACUGCAUAUUAUAACAUUAAUGUUACUGUUCUGUACUGUUUGUGUAAUGAGAAGCUCUAGGAAAGCAAGUGGGACAUAUUGAAAAGUUCAGAUAUACUAUAUUGUGAAUGUAACAGUUUUUUAAAACGUUGCUUCACGUUUGAUUCCUAAAUGGGAGUCCAUUUCUGCUUUGUUAGCCAACAACUUAAGCAGCUUAUAAUUAAUGAAUGUCGUAGAAGUAGAUCCUGAAUAACUCUGAAUCAUGACUUAUGAAUCAAUAUGUAUCUCACUACACAGUACACUCAAGUACCGAAGGUAUUUAACCCAUUCAACUCGUCUAAUGCGGACAUGUGGUUGGUGGCUCUCACAGUCAGAUACCGAUGCAAAAGGCCCACUUCAGCAUCUGCAUGGGGGGGCGAUGGGCAUAGCAGCAGCUCGACCCCGUCGUUGUGGGAUGACGUGGGAGGACUUUCACCCUGGAGACGGGGGUUUGAGUCCUGUUGUCCCGCGCGGCACUUAAAGGAGCUCUAAGCAAUGUUGGGUAAUGUUACUUCUUGACAUUCAAAGUACUUUCAAACAAAACAAGACUAGCUCGCUCCUCCCUCCUCCUCAUCCCUUCCCCCUCCCCUCCCCUCUCCUCCCCUCCCCCUGGACUUCCGCCCACCCUACCUUUACCCUGCAUGUUAAGCGUAAAAAAAUCACAUCCAGGGUCCGGACCAAGCGCGUUGUAAAUUAUCGAUUGAGUCCAUUCUAAAUAACUCUGAAUCAAUGACUCUAAAAUCUAAUGCAUUUAAUGAUAAAAUAUUUUUACGUAAACUUCUCAUGAUUACCUUACCUUACCUACCAUGCCUAUGUCCCCUUAAGUAAGCAGAGCAUCAUAAUUCCUAUCUGAAAAGUAGCUAAUAAAGAUUUAACAGACUACUAAUCCUACUAUUUAAUGGAAGGCUGAAAUCUAGAACUUAUUUUAGGGACACAAAUGUGAUGUAUCUUGUGAUAUAGUCUCCAUGUGUGGAUGUAUGUACAUUGCUUGAAAAUCAGUCAGCACUAUACCAAAAUCAGUCUGUACGUUUGUACCAGGAAAUCACGUUUGCACAUUGGUAUGGAACGAUAAAUUGAGCUUUGGUAGUGGAGCUCAGUAAUGUGUAAUAUCACAAGCAUUGCCGUUAGUGAAGUGACUGUACAUGUAUACGGUAUUAACAGUAGCAGUUGUUUUUUAAUCAUUGUAUAUUUUGAGUUAUACAUCUAAGGAUGUUUUUACUCUGACAUGCAAGAUAACACGCAAAGCAUUGCUAAUUCUGUUAAAACACGAAACCAUUUGGUUACCGAUAGUCACCGAUUAUUUAUAGCAUCAUCAUAUGUGAAAUUAUCUUUGGUCUUGCACAUGUUCAAUGACUAUUUGCAUGUUAUAAAUGCUUUUAUUGGACUCUA
Etheostoma spectabile (orangethroat darter) is the source of this 4474-nucleotide messenger RNA. Its product is annotated as adhesion G-protein coupled receptor F1. The transcript has 15 exons. The record is from RefSeq and is a predicted model, not a curated record. Lineage: Eukaryota; Metazoa; Chordata; Actinopteri; Perciformes; Percidae. Gene Ontology annotation, biological process: cell surface receptor signaling pathway; adenylate cyclase-activating G protein-coupled receptor signaling pathway. Gene Ontology annotation, cellular component: membrane. Bases 102 to 2924 code for a protein of 940 amino acids. Gene Ontology annotation, molecular function: G protein-coupled receptor activity.